CGUCACUCAUCCAACCAGAGAAGGCGCGACACCGCUGGUAGACGACCCAUUUCCGCUAGCCUCCUCGAUCGUUCCUCCUUGGCAUCACCCAACUUCUCCCAUGUUCUUCAACACCUCUGCGCUAGAAUAGCGACAGGAUUAUUGCAUAUGAGUCCCGUAGCACGAGUGGCGCAGGUCCUACGCCGUGUCUAAUACUAGCGGCUGACCUCCGGCGUUGACCUGCAACUAUCACGACGCGUUGAGGCAAAAACACAAGGGUUCUCCUAAGAGGUAUUUAGUAUCCAGCUGUGAGAAAGUCCGGCGUUGACGUCGACACACAUGCUGCUAUCCACGUUGGGGGGCUGCUACAUCCAUCAAUGCCGCCCAGACGAUCACAUACAAAGUCACGCCUUGGUUGCAGCCAAUGCAGAAGAAGACGAGUCAAGUGUGACGAGAAGCUUCCUCGCUGCUCCUCUUGCACCCAGCGCGAUGAAAUAUGUGUAUAUUCGAGAUUUCCAACCAAGUCAACGCCCCUCCCAACCACGACACCAGCCACACCUCCCAUGAACGCUACUGCACCGUUGAAUGCCGGAAUCGGUCAUAGCCUCCCAGCUGCCAACACCACCCAUCAACGCGGCGCAGAUGAGACUACGUGGAGCGCAGCUCGAAUUCGAGAGCUAGAGCUGCUUCAUCAUUGGUGCUCAAAGACCUCCACCAACUUCACACCAGAGCUGGUAGACAUGUUCCAAAACUACCUGGUCAAGGAGGCCUUGAAGAAUUCACAUCUCAUGGAGGCUCUCCUUGCACUGGCAGCAUUCCACAUCGCCUGCGAGACAGACGAUCCGAUUUUGUCGCACGACUUUACAGGUGUAGGCAUGAGCUAUCAGACCAGAGCCAUCGCUGCGUUGCGCGUUGAUCUUGGUUCACUGUCGCCCGAGAAGUGCGAUCCUGUAUUUGCGACCUCUGUCCUCAUCAUGGUAUGCGUGAUGGUGUCGCCCUUCCUACCCGUUGGACACGAGAAGAUAUUCAAUUUCAACGCUGAAGCCAUCCUUCCACUUGCCGACAUAAUUCGCGGGCUCGGCCUCGUCAUUGAGACAUCACAGCGAAAAGUACUGCAAGGGCCCCUGAGCGGCAUGUUCAACGUCACGUGGCCAAGUCUACCACAUGCGACGGUGUCACCUAUCAUAGAGGAUCUGCGCAGGCUCAACGCAGGCAAAACCGACUCGAGUGCUGCACCCGUGUUCGAACAUGCCAUCGAAGCUCUUGAACGGAAGAUUCUGGACAAAGAUGCAGUUUUUCCGUGGAUUGCCAUGGCAGGCUUAGAGUUCAUCGAAAGACUCAAGUUGCAGGACAGUGUCGCAAUGGCAAUAUUCAUGGUAUGGGGUGCGCUCAUGACAAUGGCUGAUAACCAGUGGUGGGCCACUUUCUCUGGGAAGAACCUGGUGAAAGAGACUUCGUCCAUACUGAUAUCGAAGGGGGACGAAUGCACUCGCAUCAUUGUGUGGUGCCGACGAGAAGUUGGGCUGAGCGAGCGCCCUUAACCUUAGUUUGUUCAUCGACAUUCGUGUUCGGCAGUACCUCACGUGGUAGAAGAGAUAUAUGUAGACUGCUUCAAACGC
Molecule: messenger RNA, 1598 nt
Organism: Boeremia exigua
Lineage: Eukaryota; Fungi; Ascomycota; Dothideomycetes; Pleosporales; Didymellaceae
Exons: 1
Coding region: 357-1520 (387 amino acids)
Biological process (GO): regulation of transcription by RNA polymerase II
Molecular function (GO): zinc ion binding; DNA-binding transcription activator activity, RNA polymerase II-specific
Source: RefSeq, a predicted model, not a curated record